AUGACUUCGCGGAAAUCCUCUCUUAAUGCAUGGCUGGCCACAUCUUUCGGGUGCUGCGCAUCCGCAUCUCCUUCCGACGAUUAUGUCGACCAAACCACUAAUGUUGGCAAGAGCUCGGCCGUCUCGGACGAGCAGCCGCGCCCUCUCGUCCUCCCACGCAUGCAGACGUACCCCAAGCCGUCCGGGCGAGGCAUCGGGAAGCUCAACGACAACCGACCCUGGACGGCCCACGGACGGUCAGCGUCGAGGCCGACGAUCGGGGCGCCGACCAACUUCCGCAAGGUCGACGGCUGCACGCCGCUGAACAGCAACCCGCCGACGCCGCCCGUGGCCGCCGGCCCCGUCGCCCCCAUCGCGCCCCGCCGCCGCAGCUUCCGCCCCCUCGAGCUCUCCAUCUACUUCCCCCAGAACAAGCUCUCGCCCUUGCCCGACUUCACCAACUCGGUCUGGACCAAGCAGCCAGAGGGCCUGGCUAUGCCGCCCCAGGCCGUCGUUAAGCCCCGCAGCGACUCGGGCUGCGACACGGGCUCGCUGCGCAGCAGCUUCGGGCUGCGGAAGCCGGUGCCGUCGUUCGUCCCGUUCGGCGACGAAGACGACGACGUCGAAGACAUCGAGGGCCUGGCGAGCGCGGCCGUCGUCACCGACGACAAGUCCCACGUCAUCCCGUCUCCCCGCCCAACACUGAAGCGCGACAGCGUCGCCACCAUCAACAGCGCCUCGCGCCUCGCUCUGGAGCGCGCAACCGCGCUGCCGGCGCCCCCGCGCUCCGCCCUAAAGCGGGUGAACAGCCUGCCCGAAUCGCCCACCACGCCCGUAGCAGCGACGUCCUCGCACACGCGCUCCAACACGGAACCCAUCGCCGCGCUGGAGAAGGCGCAAGCACAAGCCCAGACGCAGCCACAACCGCAGACACAAACGCAGCCCCAGCUCCGCGCGCGCCGCAUCACGCGCGACAGCGUCGACGCCGCCAUCCGCGAGCUCAACAGCAUCGUCUCUGAGCGCCGGCGCGCCGCCAAAUCGGCCUCGAGCUCAAAAGCCAGCAGUGUGCGCGCCUCGCCCGCAUCCAUGCACGUCCCGGCCAUUGCGCCAAACUACAAGAUGCACGUGCGCAGCGAGACGCUCGAGGAUAUCGGCUCGGCGUUCUCGAUGCCGCUGGCCAGCAACAAUGCCGCGGGACAGGACCAGACGCCCCUUUCGCAGCCGCUGCCCUCCGUGCCCGCCUCCCCCUCUACCACGAUGGCGUCGGCGCCCUCGCCCCCGCAGGCGACGACCUUGUCCACGUCCACGCGCGCCCGCCUCGCCGGCUGGUUCCGCCGCGCCCCCGGCCACGCCGGGCACGCCAAAGCCGCGUCGGAGCCGUUCUACGCGCUGCAGCCUAGCGGCAGCACGCGCUCGGCGACGGCCGUCAACGCGCUGACCACGUCCUCGACGCUCUCGUUCCGCACCGCGCCGCCGUUCCCUAUCUCUACUACCUCGACUGGCACCGCUGCCAUGUCCGUCUCCACGACGUCCCUGCCCGAGACGCUGCGCACGUCUGUGGCGCAUGCGUCGCCACCGUGCUCGCCGAGGGAGGUGCGUGCUGGUGGUGGUGCGGUUGGUGUUGGUGGUGCUGCCUUGGGGUUGGGGAUCAGAGAGAGCUAUGGCGCGUACCCGGGCGUGCAUCCGACGAAGGAUGGGCGCCUGAUUCGCAUUGCGGUUGUGCCGCCGACGCCGGAGAUGGGCGCGGGUGUGAGGCGUCAGCAGUCGUGGGGGAAGGGUGUGGGUGCGAGUAGGGGGCUGGAGAGCUUGAGGGGGGUGGGUGUUGCGUACUGA
Aplosporella prunicola CBS 121167 is the source of this 1812-nucleotide messenger RNA. RefSeq lists its product as uncharacterized. Lineage: Eukaryota; Fungi; Ascomycota; Dothideomycetes; Botryosphaeriales; Aplosporellaceae. The record is from RefSeq and is a predicted model, not a curated record. The transcript has 2 exons. The coding region runs from base 1 to 1812 and encodes 603 amino acids.